AUGGAUUGCAGAAUGUGUUUUCCGCGAUCCGCGAUGGAGGCGGAAGGUGUUCAUUUUGGAAGGUUGCGCCCUUAUCACCUUGAGCACGGAGAGGCCACCCUUGAGCGAGAGGUGACGGAGGUAAUCGGAGGUUCGGUCGUUGUAACAAUCAGUUCUACGCAUCAUCUCAGGCAGACUCCCGACGUCGAGUCCGACCUCCAGCCCGACGCCGAGUCCGAUUGCGUAGCCGACGCCAAGCCCCAUCGCUUCCCAGAUGUGCGUGGGUGGAGGCUAAGUGGACUGGUGGUCUCCACUUCCACGCUCAGGAUGUAA
Molecule: messenger RNA, 312 nt
Organism: Prorocentrum cordatum
Lineage: Eukaryota; Dinophyceae; Prorocentrales; Prorocentraceae
Source: the annotation of a GenBank genome assembly